AUGCCAUCGAAAACCCUCAUCAUCGACAGCGCGGAAACCAGUCAAAUUCAAUACUCUGCUGGUUGGAGUUUCCUUCCUGGCAACGACAACGAGUAUCUACAAACUGUGAGCUAUACAACGACCAAAGACGCGAAAUUCACGUUUGAUUUUAAUGGAACGUCUGUUAAAGUCUAUGGCUCCUUGUCCGUGCGCACCCAGGAUAUCGCCACACUUCCUAACACUUCCUAUGUCCUCGACGGUGGUCCGCCCGUCCUCUUCCAUGGGAACCCUUCCGAAAAUGACGACCACCGAUAUCAACAAGUAUUCUACUCCUCGCCACCGCUUCCAUAUGGAAGCCAUUCGCUCGUCGGCACUUGCGUAGAUCAAGGAAGUAAUGUCUGGAUCGACUACUUCGUGGUUGAAGUGCCCAACGACCUACCCGCAAAUACUACGAUACCCGAGUUGCACGUUGUCCACGAUAAAUCGACACCUUCUGUCGCCGAAAUCCUAUGUGGCGUCCUUGGAGGGCUUCUUUUCUUAGCAACAACCCUUUCCUUGUAUCUAUGGUACCGGCGGUGUCGAAUGAUCGAAACCACCGGAACCCUGUCAGCCGGGGCAACUGAUGGACCAUUCUCACCGUCACCUUCUAUGCCUGCGCCCAAUCAUGAUGUUCUUUCUUGUGUGGAAAGCCACAAGUCAUCUAUACCUCUGUGGUACGUUUCGUCGCCGCCAGGAUCAUACGUAUAG
Molecule: messenger RNA, 726 nt
Organism: Pleurotus ostreatus (oyster mushroom)
Lineage: Eukaryota; Fungi; Basidiomycota; Agaricomycetes; Agaricales; Pleurotaceae
Exons: 3
Coding region: 1-726 (241 amino acids)
Source: RefSeq, a predicted model, not a curated record